Fonsecaea erecta is the source of this 354-nucleotide messenger RNA. RefSeq lists its product as hypothetical. The transcript has a single exon. Lineage: Eukaryota; Fungi; Ascomycota; Eurotiomycetes; Chaetothyriales; Herpotrichiellaceae. The record is from RefSeq and is a predicted model, not a curated record. Bases 1 to 354 code for a protein of 117 amino acids.
AUGGGCGUCAAGAAUGAAUACAUGGCUUUUUCUCGCAGAGCGGAUCUCAAGUUAGAAAAGCUCAGAGAGGUUAUUACAAGGCUGCAAAACGGCGAAGAAGUGGAUGUAGAGAAGAUCCUGGGUACCGGAGAUGAAACACAAGAGCGCGAAUGGGAAGAAGUAUUAGAAGAACUCCAAAGAGAGGAUAGGGUAUGGCAAAACAACAAGAAGAAAAGUCGCGAGGCGAAGGAGCGCCUGGCAAAGGAAGAACAAGAUGCCAACCCGGUCAACGUCGUUCAAGACAAAGCUCUGGUGGUCGAUCCACUACCUGCAUCCUCUGGCAUCGCCGUUCCACGAAGUCCUGGGUUCUAUUGA